AUGAACGUUCCGGAAAACACCUCCUCUAUUGUUCCUGUUAAGCUCCUAAAGCAGGAGUUACUUAAUGAAAUGGCAAAUAAUUCAAACACUUCUUUAGAAAUUUUUAAAAUGUUCAAUAGUAACAACAACCUCCUACCUAGAAAUGAGAGAAUUUUAAAUUUGUCCUGGAGGAUGAACAGUAUCAAUAGGAUUUCGAAACCUAGAAGGAGGUCUACCGGUCAGCAUUCACGUACUAUAUCAAAUUCAAGUUCUAAUUAUAAGAACAUCACGCUACUCAACAGUUUCAACAACAAUGAUCAUCUUUUGGAAGUCUCCAAACCAAUGGAUUCUCAUUCUGAGAAGAGUGACCAUGUGGAAUUUGAUUAUAUCGAACAUAUACGCAGAAUAUCAAAGGAAGAGUAUGGCAUUGACGUUGAUCAGGGCAAAGAUGAAGAUUAUGAAAUGAACUUCCUGAAAGAAGUGCAUUCUCCUGUUACAGCCCAUUCGUUGUCUGUUUCAUCUACAACAAAUUCAGUUUUCUCCUAUAAUAACCAACAACAAUUUCCAACUUCUUCAAACUCGACCCAAAAGCAAAACUCCUCCAUGAAAAAAUUAUCAACUACAUCAACACCCGCAACAUCAACAGAGAGUAGAAAUAAUCAUACAACGAGUGUAUUAAAAGAAGAUUUCAGUAUAGAUAACUAUUUGAACUUGGAAGAAAAUUUUACCGAGUUGAUUAGUGGAACAAAGCAGGAAGACAAUUUAAAUAGUUACCUGGAUUCCGAUUUGUCAAAUUAUAUUAAUAAUCUAGAAUUCUCAAUAAAUGGCUCAAAUGGUGAAACUGAUACCAUUAAAAAGGGAUCAGUAUCAUCAAUAAACACUUUCAGUUUGAGCAGCAAUGCAACGCCAAUGACAAUUUCAACGUCGCCUGAUUUCAUGCAGUUGCAACAUUUGACGUCAAAGGCGCCGCCUGUUGCACCGCAAGUAACAAAAAUAGAUUCAAUGUCGACCCUUAACUCAUCGCAACCCAUUUGCGAAAACUGUUUCACAACAACAACUCCAUUGUGGCGGAAAACCAGUGAUAACAGACUGUUGUGUAAUGCAUGUGGUUUAUUCUUUAAACUACAUGGCGUCAUUAGGCCUCCCACAAACAAUCCACAUUAUCAUCAAAGAAAUCUACAAGCAUCGCCUUCCAAGAAUUGCGACAAUAAUUUAAAGCCAUUCCCCCUAUCCAAUGAGGUGAGUCCUUUUACAAACCCAUUAUUAUCAACUAAAAGGAGAAGUUCAAACAACUCCCUUAAUAAUCACAGGGUGCCUGCUAAAACUGAAGCGCUAUCUGCUGACCUCGAUUGGCUGAAGUUUGAACUUUAA
This is a messenger RNA of Pichia kudriavzevii, 1350 nucleotides long. RefSeq lists its product as uncharacterized. NCBI's taxonomy places the organism in Eukaryota, Fungi, Ascomycota, Pichiomycetes, Pichiales, Pichiaceae. The coding region runs from base 1 to 1350 and encodes 449 amino acids. Gene Ontology annotation, molecular function: zinc ion binding; RNA polymerase II cis-regulatory region sequence-specific DNA binding; DNA-binding transcription factor activity, RNA polymerase II-specific. The transcript has a single exon. The record is from RefSeq and is a predicted model, not a curated record. Gene Ontology annotation, biological process: negative regulation of transcription by RNA polymerase II; positive regulation of transcription by RNA polymerase II.